Molecule: messenger RNA, 3050 nt
Organism: [Torrubiella] hemipterigena
Lineage: Eukaryota; Fungi; Ascomycota; Sordariomycetes; Hypocreales; Clavicipitaceae
Source: the annotation of a GenBank genome assembly
GUACCACCCCUGCUUAGCGCAAAGUCAUCGCGACAUGACGCGGAGAGAAAAAUGCUGGGACAAUAAUUUCCACUUUAACCAAGAUUUGGCAGUGCUGUCCAGGCGAAUUCGGAGAAACCUGGGCUAUUUCCCCGGCCGACUGCCGUACAUUUCUGGUCCUGAGCCUAAGCUUAUAUCAAUCUAGCUCCGUCCCACCCCUCUUCUCCCUGGUCUUCCUCUUCAUCUCCAUCCAUUCUUUCUUUCUUUGCUUUGUCUUCUUCAUCUCUGUUUUCUCUCGACAGAGCUCUUGAUCAUCAUGAAGACCACUGCUCUUGUCUCUGCCGUCCUGCUUGCAGGCGGUGCUGACGCUUCUACUCGCCGCUUCGUCAAUGGCACUGGCGCCGGUAACGGUACUACCGCCGCUGGCGAUCUCCCCACGUCUCCUCCCUACUACCCUUCCCCAUGGAUGGACCCCCAGGCUCCUGGAUGGGAGGAUGCCUACAACAAGGCCCGCAACUUUGUUAGCCAGCUCACCCUCGAGGAAAAGGUUAACCUCACCACCGGUGUCGGAUGGAUGAGCGAAAAGUGUGUCGGCAACGUCGGUUCCAUUCCUCGCAUGGGCCUCAAGAGCUUGUGUAUGCAGGAUGGACCUCUCGGUCUCCGCUUCAGCGACUACAACAGCGCUUUCCCUACCGCCUUGACCAUUGGUGGCCACUUCAGCCGUCACCUCUGGCGCGACCGUGGUAACGCCAUGGGUUCCGAGGCCCGCGACAAGGGUGUCGAUGUCCUUCUUGGCCCUGCCUCUGGUCCUCUUGGCCGCUUCGCCAUGGGCGGUCGCAACACUGAGGGCUUCGGCUCCGACCCUUACCUCCAGGGCCAGGCUCUCUCCAACACUGUCCAAGGUAUCCAGGGCGCUGGCACCAUUGCUUGCGCCAAGCACUACAUUGGUAACGAGCAGGAGCACUUCCGUCAGCCCGAGAACGGUCUUCCCUCCCUCUCCUCCAACAUCAACGACAAGCUCAUGCACGAGUAUUACGCUUGGCCCUUCCAAGAUGCCGUCAAGGCUGGCGUCGGCGCCAUCAUGUGCUCUUACCAGCAGGUCAACAACUCUUACGGCUGCAGCAACUCCAAGACUCUCAACGGUCUCCUCAAGGACGAGUAUGGCUUCCAGGGCUUCGUCAUGAGCGAUUGGCAAGCCCAGCACUCUGGUGUUGGCACUGCUCUCGCCGGUCUCGAUAUGACCAUGCCUGGUGACACCGUCUUCAACACCGGUCUCAGCUACUGGGGUGCCAACUUGACUGUUGCUGUCGUCAAUGGCACCAUUCCCCAGUACCGUGUUGACGACAUGGCCAUGCGUAUCAUGGCUGCUUACUUCAAGGUCGGCAAGACCAUUGAGAACCAGAUUGAGACUAGCUUCUCUUCCUGGUCCCGCGACUCUCACGGCUUCCGCAUUGCCAGCGUCCAGGAGGACUACGAGCAGAUCAAUCUCGGUGUUGACGUUCGCCGCAACCACGCCAACCACAUCCGCGAGUCUGCUGCCAAGGCUUCCGUCAUCCUCAAGAACAACGGUGUCCUGCCCCUCAACAAGCCCAAGUUCAUCGCUGUCAUUGGUGAGGAUGCUGGUCCCAACCCCAAGGGCCCCAACGGUUGCGACGACCGUGGUUGCGACGACGGUACUCUUGCCAUGGAGUGGGGUUCUGGUACUUCCAACUUCCCCUACCUCAUCACCCCCGACACCGCUAUCCAGAACCAGGCUAUCAAGGACGGUACUCGCUACGAGAGCGUCCUCAGCAACUACCAGACCAAGGCCACCAAGAACCUCGUUAGCCAGCCUAACUGCACUGCCAUCGUCUUUGCCAACGCCAACAGUGGUGAAGGCUACAUCAACGUUGAUGGCAACGCUGGUGACCGCAAGAAUCUGACUCUCUGGAAGAACGGUGAUGACCUCAUCAAGACUGUUGCCUCUGUCAACCCCAACGUCGUCGUUGUUCUCCACACCACUGGUGCUGUCCUCGUUAAGGACUGGUACAACCACCCCAACAUUUCUGCCAUUGUCUGGGCUGGUCAGCCCGGCCAGGAGUCUGGUAACUCUCUCGUUGACAUUCUCUACGGCAAGACUAGCCCUGGUCGCUCUCCCUUCACCUGGGGUGCUACCACCGAGAGCUACGGCAACGGCAUCAUCUACAAGCCCAACAACGGCAAGGAUGCUCCUCAGGAUGCUUACGCCGAGGGCCCCUUCUUCGACUACCGCCAUUUCGACAAGGAGGACCCUGGCAAGCCUGGUUCCAGUGACAAGGCUCCCAUCUACGAGUUCGGUCACGGUCUGAGCUGGUCUACCUUUGAGUACUCCAACCUCAAGGUUGUCAAGAAGAACGACCGCCCCUACACCCCUACUAAGCGUACCGGUAUCCCCGCUCCCACCUUCGGUACCUUCAGCAAGGACCUUAAGGACUACGGCUUCCCUGCUGGCAUCCGCUACAUCCGCGAAUAUAUCUACCCCUACCUCAACAACACCUCUUCCGGCAAGGACGCCACUGGCGAUCCCGACUACGGUAUGAAGCCCGAAGACUUCACUCCUCCUCACUCCCGCGACGACUCUGCUCAGCCCAAGCACCCCGCUGGUGGUGAGCCCGGUGGUAACCGCGAGCUCUGGGAUGUCAUCUACGAGGUCACCUGCACCAUCACCAACACCGGCAAGGUCAUGGACGACGAGAUUCCCCAGCUCUACCUCAGCCACGGUGGCAAGGAUGAACCCGUUCGUGUCCUCCGUGGUUUCGACCGCAUUGAGCGCAUUGCUCCCGGCCAGGCCGUCACCUUCCGUGCUGAGCUCACCCGCCGUGACAUCAGCAACUGGGAUGUUGUUACCCAGAACUGGGUCGUCACCGAUGCCCCCAAGAAGAUUUGGAUCGGCCGCUCUUCGCGCAACCUUGUCCUUGAGGCCAGCCUUUAAGUGACAUGGUGACAUGGAGGAAAAACAGUUGACGUGACGUAUAUCAGUAUUCUUAUUCAAUGUAUUUAAUUUUUAUUUUGGACCUGAAAGAAAGGAAAAUAACAGAGUUCUUUUUUCUUUU